Molecule: messenger RNA, 1488 nt
Organism: Baudoinia panamericana UAMH 10762
Lineage: Eukaryota; Fungi; Ascomycota; Dothideomycetes; Mycosphaerellales; Teratosphaeriaceae
Exons: 1
Biological process (GO): transmembrane transport
Molecular function (GO): transmembrane transporter activity
Source: RefSeq, a predicted model, not a curated record
CUACCCUCAUGGCGCAGGGGCUUGAUCUUUUUCGGUCUUUGCUUUGGCCUCUUCCUCUCGCUGAUGGACACCUCGAUCAUGGCGACCGCCGUGUAUACGAUCUCCCUGGAGUUUGACUCCUUGAGCAAGACCUUUUGGGCUAUCCUCGCCUACCAGCUCGCAUACCUUGGCUGUUGUGCAAUCUUCGCCCGCAUCAGCGACUUCGUUGGCCGUAGGAACGCCGUAAUUGGCGCAUUUGCCAUCUUCGUCGGCUUCUCGCUAGCAUGUGGCUGGUCACAAAACAUCGAGCAGCUGAUCGUCUUCAGGACGUUCCAGGGCAUCGGAGGCGCAGGACUGUAUGCUUUAGCUCUCAUCCUGCUGAUCGAAACCAGCAAUGUCAAUAUGCUGGCCUUCACCUCAAGCUUCAUCGGCGCCACCGUAUCUAUAUCUGGAGUCAUGGGUCCCAUCAUCGGCGGCUUAUUCACACAAUAUGUCAGUUGGAGAUGGAUCUUUUGGCUUAACGGACCGUGCGGAGCAGUCGCCGCUUUUUGCUUCCUCCUUGGAUGGCCGUUGAAAACGAAGGCUUACAAUGAGAGCGCUCGCAAAUGGCAAGAGUUUGACUACCCUGGCGUCCUCCUGCUGAUCGCUGCCUCCGUUUUGGUCGUCUUCGGCCUCCAACAAGGCGGAUCUGGUGAAUACCAAUGGGCCAGUGGAGUAGUAAUUGCGACUAUCGUCGUAGGCGUAUGUUGCUGGAUCCUCUUGCUCCUAUGGCAGUUCUACGCUUCUCGGAAGCGCAACGACUCCGUUGCAUCGAUCUUGCCUUUCGAGUUGAUUUCUAAUGUACCGAUGCUCGCUGGUAUCAUUUCGACCACCUUGACCGGCUUUACAUAUUUUCUAGUUCUCAUCUCGACGCCGCUGCGAUUCCAAAUCGUGAACCUCAAAUCACCGUCAGGGGCUGGAAUACAUCUGCUACCAUUGCUUGUCGCAACCGGCAUUGGAUCAUUUGUUGGAGGUGCACUCUCCAGCAAAAGAAACCGGACGUUCUCCACCAUGGCUGUCGCUAGCUGCCUCAUCUUACUCGGAGCCGGACUUUUGUCGACCUUAGGGUCUGGCAUUGCCAUCGAGCACAAGUGCUACGGUUUCCAAGUCGUCGUAGGACUGGGCGUUGGCAUGACCUUCUCCUCCAUGUCCGUCAUGGCGUCGCUUCACACGAACGCUAGAACACAUGCCAUAGGCCAAGGAGUCGUUGCUCAGAUGCGCAUCUUCGGAGGUGCCAUCGGAGUCGCUGCAAGCAACGCGAUGUUCAAUGCAGUCUGCGCAUACCAGCUGGUCGGGAUACUGACGCCUCAAGAGAUCACCGACCUGCGCACCAAUACCGCCAUUAUCAAUAGCCUUGACGAGACAAAGAGGCACGCAGUCAGAAUAGCGUACAGUGUAUCCUACGACAAGAGUCUCAAGGUCUGCGCAUAUAUCGCUGCUGUAAGCGUGGUUGUCAGCCUGUUCAUCUGG